AUGGACGAGGCGAGAAUGUCGACGGUAAAAGCGGACGUGAAUAUAUUGACAUUCUUCUUCAAAAUGGGUAAAUUCUUCGGGGUGGUUCCUUUACACAACAAGAAAUCCAGCAGAUUAAAAACAAUAAUAUCCCUGUCGUAUUUCGCUAUAUUGAGCCUGUUACUAUCCGCUAUCUUCAUUGUAUCGGUUUGGGACCGCCACAAGAUGUACGAUUCGAUGAAAGUGACCAAUAUCAUCGUGGAUGUGCUGGUGAUGAUAACGAAUUUCUGCUUCAUUUUAACCAUCAGACUCGGCAAUCUCAUCAACAACCGAUACUUCGACAAAAUAAUGGAAAGUUUCCGGAAAAUCGACGCUUGCUUGGACCAAUCGAAUUUCACCAUAUGCAGGAUGAGAGUGUUCAAAAUUUACUUCUUCAUUGUCGGUUUCCAUGUACUUUAUUUAGGCAUGCACGCCUACGAACUGUACUACAGGAUCGUCAAUCACCAGACGUCCUUCCUCAUAUGGGUGUUGUACAUACCCGGUUUCUUGAAAAUACACCAUCAAUUAUUCGUGGUUACUUUGGUGGCCAAAAUGAACACCAUGCUGCACACGAGGUACCAAUUCGUCAUUCACUGCUUGGGAUUGAACAUCGACAAGGAAAACCUGAACCUGGAGCUGCUGGAAUUGAACAAGAAAUCCCUGACGUUGGAUCAAAUCUAUUACGUUUUCAAGAAGCUGUACGAUUUAGUUAGCGACAUGAACGUCCUGUUCAACUGGCAAAUAUUCUUCGUCCUGACGUGCACCGUGCUGGAGAUCCUGAACGUCAUCAAUUUCAUGAAGCAGGACCAAGCUUGGUCCGUCCUGGCUGUUGAUAUAGCUUACGGAGCUUUGUACACGAUAUCCACGCUGGCGAUAAUCAAAUCCUGCAACGAUGUACAGAUGUUGGGAGAAAAGGUCUACGUCUGCUGCUACACCAGCCAGGAGACGUUGGGAGGGUCAAAAUUCGAGAACGAACUCCUGAAAUUCGCUAAGUUGAUAAAGCCAUUGCUGCCUCAAUAUACAGCAGGAGGAUUCGUUACUGUUAAUCAGCGGAUACUAUCUUCGUUGUUUUCUGCUACGUUGACUUACCUCAUUGUUAUUAUACAAUUCGAUUUAAGCACGUAA
Molecule: messenger RNA, 1143 nt
Organism: Phyllotreta striolata
Lineage: Eukaryota; Metazoa; Arthropoda; Insecta; Coleoptera; Chrysomelidae
Source: the annotation of a GenBank genome assembly